Messenger RNA from Eriocheir sinensis (Chinese mitten crab), 2487 nucleotides. Its product is annotated as one cut domain family member 2-like. The coding region runs from base 117 to 848 and encodes 243 amino acids. NCBI's taxonomy places the organism in Eukaryota, Metazoa, Arthropoda, Malacostraca, Decapoda, Varunidae. The record is from RefSeq and is a predicted model, not a curated record. The transcript is spliced from 3 exons.
GUACCAGCGUGAACGGUGUCGCGUGCGGAGGUGUGGUGUCUGCUGUGCUGUGCUGUGCGGGCUGACUCUACUCGCGGCUGCAGGAGGAUAGAACAGCACGCACUCAAGCCUCAGAGAUGAUCAGCCUCCUGCACACUGGCGCCGUACCCUUUGGCUGCACCGCUGACAUGAGUGACAGUAGUUCCCUCCCAUAUCACCGCCCGGAGCCUGCCAUGAACGCCCUCGAGAUAGACUGGCUGGAACACUAUCACCACCACCAUCACCACCAUCAUCAUCACCACCACCACCAUCAGCGCUUGGAUGUAUAUGGCCCCAGACUGCUGCCUGACGUCAUUCCGAACCACACGCCGCCACCCUCACCCCUGCGACGCUCCCACUCCUGCCUCGCCUUCUUCCCCGAAAAGCUCCCAGCUCAGACGGUCGCCACGCCGCCAGGCACCGAGGGCGGUGCUGAAGGUAUGCCGAUACGGGCGGGGCCGAGCCAUAGUGAGGAGGGGCGUCGGGCGCAGGUGCACAGCGAUGCCCAUGACGCCACGCACCUGUCCCACCUGUUGGAGCCCCUACCCCGCCCCCGCAGCGCCGCCCACCACCACCACCACCACCCGCGCCGCCGCUACCAGGGGAACGAGGAGCCCCGGGCAGGAGGGGAGGGCGGGGAGCGGCAGAGGCUGUGGCGGCACGUCGGCGGGGACCUCCGCAAGAUUGCUGAUCAGUUUCAGUCCAACAGAUGUGCGGCCCGCACGCAGGUCACCGUGGCAGCCAGCAGACUGCCGGUGACUUUCUACACGUGUCUGGCCGGCUCCCUCCUCUGCCUCGUGUUUUGGCGGCUCAACAGCGGCUCCAGCUAAGGACGAGGCGGGCACCCUCGCCGCCGCCCAUGGCCAGACGCAUGCGAGACCUUGUUCGUGAUCCUCAGUGUCUAGCGUCUCUCAACAGCUCCUGCAGGACAGACAGACGGCGUUGGCGGCCACCAGUCGCUUUGAUUGCAUCCAGUUUCAAAUUCAACAUUUUUCAGACUGUAAACAUGUGCCUUUAAGUUAGGAGAGACAAGGCUUCAUUUGGAUAUUUUCCCAUGCUUGUCCUGAGGGACGCUGGGCAGUGUUCUUGUGUUCGUCCCCAGUGCCAGGUGUCCCGAGUCCCUUCUGGUGACGCGGGGGCCAGCAUGCGGGAUUGUUAUGUCUUAUAGUGUAGUGUACAUUCGUAGUGAUUAAGGUUCUUGAUGGUUAAGCGACGUGUGUGGGGCGUCUAGGUCUGUGCGGCGCGGUGUUCCGUUCCGCCGCGCAGACCCAGCUCACUGCCCGCUGUCUUUCACUAUGGAGGGAAGUCUGACGAACGCUCGUAAGGAGAGGAUGAAGAAACGUAGAAAAAAAUAUACUAAGUUAAAGGAAGCAGUUGAUUCAUGAUUUACAUAAAUGUACUCUAUAGAAAGUACCCGUUCAGACAAGGCUUCAGAAACUCUUAUUUCUUCAUCUUUGAGAGUGUUUGGAUUUCUACGAUUAUAUAUAUAUAUAUUUUUUUUUUUAUGGAACGCUUCUUGCUGGAAUAGUUGGGUGGCUCGUCUUGGAGGGACCACCUUGCAGCGUGCCGGGGCGGUGGGUCACCUGUUGGCCCCUGCGUCUAGGCGGAGCAGCCCCGCCAGGUGUACACACUGCCCGUAACGCUGCGUAAGGGUCGUGUCGGUCUUACUGGCUGCAAGCACUCGUGGUGUUGCUCAAUGCUGGACUACCCACAGUCUUUCAGGGCCACGUUCUCCUUCCCCCUCAUCCCGCUCCCCCGCCUCAUACUACAAGUCUUUCAGGGAGGUGGAAGUGUUUCCCAGUUGGUGUAAAUGUCUUUCAAGGUUUAGUUGUAAGGUGGACCGGGAAACUCGUCCUCCUCCCCGCCCCUCAGGGCAGCCUUAGACUAGGGACUCUAUUCUCAAACGCUUUGGCUCUUGUUACGACACAUUUUAAAGGCCACAUGAAAGCUGAAUCGGCUUCUCAAUAGUUUUUCCUCUUCAAGGCUUAGAGAUCUUGCAAAACUACCGUCAGAGACAUGAAACCACCCAUGGAAAUGGCUACAACUUCUACGAGAGCCUCCUUCAACAGAUAUACUGAGGCAUCGAGGCGUUUGAGAAUAUGGGUCCUGGUCGGUCUGUCCUAAUCCCUGGCUGGCCCUCGAGGGAACAUUUUGUUGGUCUGUACACCGAAUCUCAUAGAGGUAUAACGCUGUGGUUCCGUGUAGUGAUCGAACUCUCCAUAAGCAGAUGUGUAUUGUAGGACUAACACUAGAAUGUUCGUUUUUUUUUUUUUCUUUUUCAUAUUGUCAAAAUUUAUCUGAAAAACCUUUAUUUCAAUUUCUGUAUGGUGAUGGCGAGCUCUGUAUGGAGAGGCUUUUGUCGGUAUUCUUGAACGCCCUGACUCCCACAUCAACGAUUUUCACGGGGCGCAAAGAAGAUUAAUUGGGCACUAAUAAGUGUUUUUUUUUUUUUAUUUUUUUUUAUUUUAU